Messenger RNA from Hypomesus transpacificus, 6013 nucleotides. RefSeq names its product zonadhesin-like. The coding region runs from base 150 to 5720 and encodes 1856 amino acids. Gene Ontology annotation, cellular component: membrane. Lineage: Eukaryota; Metazoa; Chordata; Actinopteri; Osmeriformes; Osmeridae. The record is from RefSeq and is a predicted model, not a curated record. The transcript is spliced from 26 exons.
ACUGCACUCUGCAUCCCCACUGCCAUCACAACGGCUGCAUCUCACACCAGCUUUCCCCAGAGACACACAGCUGUAAGAGGGGAGACCAGAGGGGAGACCAGAGGGAGAGUACCCGACCGUGACAGAGGAUUGCCGUUGGGAUAUCAGCCAUGAGAGGAGAUACUUAUUACCGUCUGCUGGUCACGGCCACUGUAGCUUCUCUGCUGCAGACAGGCAUCCAUGCCAGGACCAAAGGAGAUAACGUAUCAGUCACUCUUCCAAACUGGAGGACAAAUUCUGAAUAUGUCACAAUGUGUGACUUUAACAGUGACAUCACUCCAUUUUGUGACUGGACCUCAGAAGGUUUUCUAAGAAGCCAAAUGGAAACAGAAGAGCACGCUGUCUCUCCGGAGGGAGUGUUGGUGAGCUCGUCGGGUGAGGCCCUUCUGGAGAGCGGUGUUCUGGAUUUGUCAAAUGAGGCGUGUCUGGAGUUCUGGUACCAGACUCCUGCAGAGGCUCAGGGUGUGGAUCUGCGAGCCCUUCUCAGAGACAGCGCCGGCCAGCGAGAGAUGUGGACCUCGCCUGCCCUGGGUGGAGAUGACUGGAGACAAGUGUUUGUCCCUUUGAUCACCACUGAUGACACCUUUGCACAGGUUGUGUUGGAGGCUGUGCACAGCCUGCCUGAGGGAGGGAAGGUUUCCAUUGACCGCGUAGGAGUCCGGAGAGGACAGUGUGGUAUCCAGUGUGACCUGGACUCUCAGUUCUGGACAGACCAGAACACCCAAUGCGUGUGUUCAGCUGGCCAGCUCUCCUGCUCCUCCUCCUCCAAAAACUCCUCCUGUGCUGAUGGUCAGACCUGUGGUCCUCAGAGAUCCAGCAGCCCCGGGACCUGCACUGCCCACAGCGACUCCUACUGCAGUACCUUUGACGGGGCCGUGUUUAGCUUUGUGGGCUCCUGCACCUACGUCCUGACGAAGGUGUGCUCGCCCCUGGAGUCCCUGGCCCAGUUCAGUGUUGAGGUGCGGAGCAAACAGAAGGACAACUCGUCCCUGCCAUCCAUCGAGCAGGUCAACGUAGCGCUGGGGAACCUGAGGGUGUCCAUGCUGAAGAGGCAGAAUCACCGAGUCAUGGUGAACGGUAUCUGGAGGAAGCUCCCUCUGAGCCUGAACGGAGGCUCGCUCAAGAUCCUCAGCAACCUCGCCAGGGUCGUCCUUAAAACCGACUUUGGCCUGUUUGUUUCCUACGACGAAACUAGCACCGCCCACGUCACCUUGCCCGCCUCCUACUCUGGCAAGGUCUGUGGCAUGUGUGGGAAUUUCAACCAGUGGAGGGACGAUGACCUCCGAACCCCGGAUGGCGUGACGGCCCCCAGCGCCAAUGCCCUGGUCCAAAGCUGGCAGAGCUCCAGGGAGGGGUCCUCCUGUGAAACCCCUGUAACCCCCCACCCAUGCUCCCCCAGCCAGGAGGCAGAGUACUCCAGUGAGCCCUACUGCGGAGCGCUGGUCUCGGGCACAGGGCCCUUCGCAGGCUGCCUCUCCGUCCUGGGGGCCGAGAGCUACUUCCGGAGCUGCGUGGCAGGGAUGUGCAAUUCCCACGCAGAUCCGUCCUCAAUGUGCGACACCAUGCAGGCCUACGCUCACCUGUGCAUCAAGGCUGGAGUCCUGGUGCCCGCCUGGAGGAACUCGUCUAUCUGUCCCUUGGAGUGCGGCGCCAACAGCCACUACAACGCCUGCUCCGAGGGCUGCCCCGAGGUGUGUUCCGCCCUGGACGCGGCGGUGGCGGGACCAUGUGGCAGCUGCCAGGAGAGGUGCGAGUGCGACCCCGGCUUCAAGCUCAGUGUGGUGGGCUGCGUCCCCACCGAGGACUGCGGAUGCUGGAUGGACGGAAACCACUACGAGAGAGGAGUCUCCUUCAUGGACGGCGAGUGCAAGCAUGAGUGCCGCUGCAUGGGCGACAACAACAUCCAGUGUCUGUCCACGUCCUGCGGCGCGGGGGAGGUGUGCACGGCCUUGGACAGUGUCCACGGCUGCCACGCCUCGGCCCCCGUCACCUGCAGCGUCUACGGAGACCCCCACUACAUCACCUUCGACGACAAGAAGUACGUCUUCCAGGGGGGCUGCAACUACACCCUGGCCACCACCUGCGGGGGGCACACGCCCAUCCAGUUCACCGUGAGCGGACGCAACCAGAACCCAGGCAGCCGGCCUUGGUCCAAUCUGGACUCUGUGGCCCUGAGGGUCCAGGAGCUCCACAUGCUCCUACACCACAGCCUGGAUGUCUAUAUGAACGGUGGUUUGGCUGCUCUGCCCCUGGAAUACAACGGGACAUCCAACCAGUACUCCGUGAGAGUGUCCCGGAAGGCGCAGUUUGUCGUUGUGGAGACAGACUUUGGUCUGAAGAUGCAGGUGGACGGCAAGGGCAGGCUCUUCCUGGAGGUGGACGAGCGCUACUACGCCGAGAUGUGCGGCCUGUGCGGCACCUACUCCAACGACCAGGAAGACGACUUUCUCAUGCCAGACGGCAACUCCACCACCGAGAGCUUUGUGUUUGGCAACAGCUGGAGAGAGGUGGAUGAUAGUCACCACUGUGUCGCCCGGCCCGAUGAGCCCCCCACCUGUGACCCGCACCUGGAGAGCGAGGCCUUGGCGGAGUGUGAAAAGCUCGGGGGGCUGGCGUUCCAGCCCUGCCACGGCACCCUGCACGCCCAGAUCUACAUGGAAAGCUGCCAGUAUGACCACUGCACCUCGGGUGGAGACCGCCGGGUGCUCUGCGCCUCUCUGGAGAGCUACGUGGCAGCCUGCCAGGUGGCCGGGGUGGAGCUGGGGGACUGGAGGAACGACACAGCCUGCGCUGUUCUCCCUACCCCUAACCCUACUGAGCCCAGUACAACCCACAUGACUAUGUGUCCCCUGAACUGUAACUUUGAUGACAACCUGUGUGGGUGGGAGCAACUCAUCCAGGACAGCUUUGAUUGGACAAGACGGAGUGGACCAACCCCCUCUGACCUCACUGGACCUACUCAAGAUCACACCUCUGGAUACGGCUUCUACAUCUACAUUGAGGGCGACGGCGUGCACCAUGGGGACUCUGCCCGCCUCCUCAGCUCCACCUGCCAGCUCAGAGGACAGUCCUGCCUGCGCUUCUUCUACCACAUUUACGGGCAGGCGACAGCCAUGGCCCUCAACAUCUACCUGCUGCACCAGGGCAAGGCCACCAAGCUGUGGUCCCGGGUCAACAACCAGGGCUCUGAGUGGCUUCCUGCUGCCAUUGAUAUUGAUGUCUCAGGACCAUACCAGAUCAUCAUCGAGGGCAUCAGAGGCUCGGACCCUGGGACUGACGUGGCUCUGGAUGAUAUCUCCGUCCAGGCGGGAUCCUGCUCAGGGUAUUUCGGGAUAGGGGACAGUGAGACGUCAGUUACUUCCAUUCCAGGGGACAAGGGUGUCUCAUUCCCAGCCUGUGACAUCGACUGCGGUUUCGACACCAACCUCUGCAGUUGGGAGCAGACGAUAACCGACGCUUUUGAUUGGACCUGGCAGAGUGGCUCCACCCCCACCCUGAUGACCGGCCCAUGGUUUGAUCACACACGUGGAGAUACCACUGGUCACUACCUGUACAUCGAGGCUAGCAGCGUGUCGUACGGGGACACGUCCCGUCUAAUCAGCUCCGAGUGCUCUGAACCGGGGCCCCAGUGUCUCCAGUUCUGGUACCACAUGCACGGCUCAGCCGAGACCAUGGGCCUGCACGUCUACCUGCUCCAGGGACGCUUUGCCGAUGGGGUGUGGUGGAAGAGGAACGAACAGGGAGAUGCAUGGAGACUGGCCCAGGUGGACCUCAACACCACUGGUCCAUUCCAGAUCAUCUUUGAGGGACGUAGGGGAUCAAACGAUGAGUCUGACGUGGCCAUAGAUGACGUGUCUCUUCAUCGUGGAAACUGUGCCGAUCUGAUUAAACCAACAGCGCCAGCAACCCCUGGCCCAAUCACAACUCAGAAGCCUGUGACUCCUCCUGUCUAUACCUCCACUCUACAACCACCAAUCCCAACCACUGAUAGACCACUGCCCGCAACUACAGCAAGUCCUGUAAACCCGACCACACAGAAACCUGUACCUCCAACCACGGAAAGACCACAACCCCCAACCACAGCAGGUCCUGUGAACCCAACCACACAGAAACCUGUACCUCCAACCACAGAAGGACCACAACUUCCAACCACAGCAAGUCCUGUGAACCCGACCACACAGAAACCUCUUCCUCCAACCACAGAAAGACCACAACCUCCAACCACAGCAAGUCCUGUGAACCCGACCACACAGAAACCUGUACCUCCAACCACAGAAAGACCACAACCUCCAACCACAGCAAGUCCUGUGAACCCGACCACACAGAAACCUGUACUUCCAACCACAGCAGGUCCUGUGAACCCGACCACACAGAAACCUCUUCCUCCAACCACAGAAAGACCACAACCUCCAACCACAGCAGGACCUGUGAACCCGACCACACAGAAACCUGUACCUCCAACCACAGAAGGACCACAACCUCCGACCACAGCAGGUCCUGUGAACCUGACCACACAGAAACCUGUACCUCCAACCACAGAAGGACCACAACCUCCGACCACAGCAGGUCCUGUUAACCCGACCACACAGAAACCUUUUCCUCCAACCACAGAAAGACCCCAGCCUCCAACAACCAUAAGGCCAACGCCCUCUUGCCCUAAGAACAGCCACUACACCACAUGUAUCUCAGCUUGCCAGCCCACCUGUAAGUACCUGCAUGGCCCCCCUGCCUGCCAAGCUGACGAGCCCUGUGUGGAGGGCUGUGUGUGUGACGACGGCUUUGCACUCAAACAGAGAGUGUGCGUGCCCAUCCAGCAGUGCGGCUGCGUGGACCGUAGUGGUAAUGUCCAUCAAUUUGACGAAGUGUGGUACACAGAGCACUGCAGUGAGAAGUGUGAGUGUGAAGAAAAGCACGGACUGGGAGAGAUUGAUUGUGACGACAAAGACGAAUGUGAUGAUGAUUCUGUUUGCCUUCAAAACGAGCAGGGCCAGUAUCACUGUAAAUCUACAGACUUCAGCGAGUGCAGCAUCAACGGAGACCCAGAGUACAGGACUUUUGACGACAUGAAGCACGAGUUUGAGGGACGCUACUCCUACAUCCUGGUCCAGACCACUGACCUGUCAAAGAACCUUCCAGAACUUUACAUCGAGGGUAUCAAUGAACUGAUUGAUGACCACGAUGGAGAACAAAACAGUAUCGGUGAGGACAGCAGUCACAGCGACAGUAGCAGUGAACAGGACAGCAGCGAUGAAGACAGUAGAGAGGACAGUGAUGCCAUGCGUCUGAGAGGCCUGAAGAUCCGCGUCUACAACCACACCGUGGAAUUUAAGGAAAACAGGAAACUGGUGCUGGAUGGAAGGACCACUCGUACCCCUGUCUCCCCAACUAGUGGUCUACAGAUUCGCGAGCGAUCCUCUCGUAUCUACUUGAAGACAGACUUUGGCCUCUCUGUAGAGUUUGAUGGGCACAACAGAGCAGAGAUUGUCCUGCCACACGUGUACAAGAGGAGGGUCGGGGGCCUUUGUGGGAAUUUUGAUGGUAAACGGAAGAACGACCUGAUGAAGCCGACCGGUGACAAGGCCAAGAAUGUACAGGAAUUUGGCGAGAGCUGGAGAGUGACAGACGACAUGCUGAUAAUCCAAAGGAGGCGAUCGUCUCCCUCUCAUGGUUCCUCAGUUUGAGAUGAGACUGCCAGGUUUCUCCACGGCCAGGUGUGUUGAUCAUGGUUCAGCUCUUGUACAACUCAGAGGUGCUUCUGGACACUUACAGCCACGUUGAUGAACUCCCCUCUCUCAAUCUCUCACCAGGAUGCAAAAAACAAUCCUGUUAUGGAGCUUUCUAAAUAGCAUUGUCCUGUCUGUGCACAUAUCAUAACGUUUUCCCAUGUGACCCCUGUAUACAGCACCCCACACAUGUAUUAAAAAGAAGUGUCACACCCACAAAUGUCGUAUUAAUUCCAAAACUAUGUAUUAAA